CACACAAUGGAUCAUACUCGCGACCCGUGUCCCUGGGUGGCAUUGAGUGACUUUGGAGGUGCUUUCGCCAUGGGUGCUGUGGGUGGUGCUUUAUGGCACGGCGUCAAAGGCUACCGAAACUCACCAUAUGGUGAACGACGCAUCGGUGCCCUCACGGCGAUUAAAGCCCGCGCUCCCGUUCUCGGCGGAAACUUCGGUGUCUGGGGCGGCCUCUUCAGCACAUUUGAUUGCGCUGUAAAAGGCAUACGGAAGAAGGAGGAUCCGUGGAAUGCCAUCAUCGCAGGUUUCUUCACCGGCGGAUCUCUGGCAAUAAGAGGAGGCUUCCGAGCAUCGCGCAAUGGAGCUAUUGGAUGCGCAAUACUACUCGCCGUUAUCGAAGGCGUGGGCAUCGGAUUCCAGAGGAUGAUGGCCGAAAAUACUCGGUUAGAGGCUCCGCCAAUGCCCCCACAGCAACAAGGU
Molecule: messenger RNA, 459 nt
Organism: Lindgomyces ingoldianus
Lineage: Eukaryota; Fungi; Ascomycota; Dothideomycetes; Pleosporales; Lindgomycetaceae
Product: mitochondrial import inner membrane translocase, subunit Tim17/22
Exons: 3
Biological process (GO): protein import into mitochondrial matrix
Cellular component (GO): mitochondrial inner membrane; TIM23 mitochondrial import inner membrane translocase complex
Molecular function (GO): transmembrane protein transporter activity
Source: RefSeq, a predicted model, not a curated record